Molecule: messenger RNA, 1317 nt
Organism: Cadophora gregata
Lineage: Eukaryota; Fungi; Ascomycota; Leotiomycetes; Helotiales; Ploettnerulaceae
Exons: 5
Coding region: 1-1317 (438 amino acids)
Molecular function (GO): DNA binding
Source: RefSeq, a predicted model, not a curated record
AUGGAUAUGAAUCGGAAUCUAUCUACCGCCGGGUCUUUGAUAUACAUUGACCCUUCUGCUGCUAAAACCUGGUCCUCGACUGCCAAUAGUCAGCAUAUAUAUCAAUUGGCAGUUCUACGAUCCCAAACCGCUAACAAUAGACACAAUGCCCAAUUCGGAGCAGCCACCAAAAUCGAUAUUGACCAGGUUUUGAUCUCGUACCUGACCAAGACUGAUGCCAACUCCGAAAAGCUCCAGUCUACAGCCUAUGUCAGUCCAUAUCCAACCACUCCCUGGUUUAAUUGUCGAGCUUCCGCUGCACAACCUCCAACAAAUCCCCAGAAUGUUCAACAGUCACUUUCUAAGAAGAAAGUAAGAACGGCUUAUGGGCCCAUGGUACGAUGGAAGUACGAGGUUCUUGAAGCAAGUUUCAAGAAGAAUGAAACCCCUAGUGCGGAAGAGAUACACAGGAUCAUGGAAAAGACGGGAAUGGACUGGAGAAAGGUCACUAAGCAUUUCUCUGACAAACGAUCAAGGAUGAGGAAACUCGGUCUGAUUCAGCGUCAACCCCAACGCGAAGUCCAAGCCGAGUCCCAGCUUCAAAGCAUUUUUCAGUCUAAGACAAUACACUACAAUUUCCAGAGACCAGAAUUCGGCAACAACAUCACUGACCAGGUCAUCGCAAAAUGCGAAGAAUGCACUGCUUGCAUAAAACCCAUGAUCCAGCGCAAAAUUGUCAGAGCAAUUCUUCCAGCACCAGACGCACUGCCGCGGUAUAUCAGCAUGGGUACAUCUGCAAUCACAAAAAGUAUUCAACAAGAUAUCGACCAUGAAAAACGUAUAAUCACCAUUCUCGACAAGGAUGUCGCCAGAAUGGAGAGAGAUCACUUCCGGUUUGGAUGCGUUUUGGAGAUGGUCAACCUGCAACGCAUUGCCCACCAAGCUCGCACUGCUGGACUUACGUUCAUGUUGCAACGACUGAGAAAUGCAUCGGAUCUGCCAAAUCAGAAUGAUACCACUAGCAGCACCAGCUUCUUGGCUGAUCUAGACGCUUCUCGUCUCUGCCUUUCGACAUCCAAGAUUCUUGCCAAGGCUCAAUUCCAAUCGAUUGUCAAUAAGCUCAAGGAGCACAAAAAGGACGCCUUGAGAAUGGUCGAGGAUCUGCAACACAUUGUUUCACAAAAAUCUGUUUGCGUGUCGAAAAGUCAAUUGCAAGGAUACAGAAUAUUUCUUGUGGAGUGGCAAGCGAGGUGUCUUGUUUACCGCCUCGCUUUGGUGUCGUUCAUUGCGACGUAUUAUGAUAGUGAAGAGCGAGUGAUCACACACAGCUCCGAAUAA